AUGUUCCUCCAAACCAUCCAUCCCACCAACACUCUAGACAAGAUCAUCUCCAACAUGAGGUUCUUGCUCCUGCCUCAUCCUUCAUUACUCAUUUAUUCGUUGCUAUUCAAGGCCAUCUUGGGAAAACCCUUUGUUCACCUGGUCUUCUCCCACAAUUCCACCUGUCUUGAUUCCCAAGCUGUGCCUGCAUGCUUUGGACCGCCGCUUUCACACGGAGGUCUGAAGGGGUAUCUCAUUGAAGCCGUGCCUGCAAAUGCCUGCCACCCUAUAGAAGCCCCACCAGUUUCCCAAAGGUCCCCCCCAAGCUCCAUCGUGCUCAUCCGCAGGUAUGACUGCCCCUUCAGCAUCAAGGUGCUCCACGCGCAGAAAGCUGGGUACCAAGCUGCCAUCAUCCAUAACCUCUACUCAGAUCUGCUAGUGAGCAUGUCUAUUGAAGUGGAAGAGACACGGCAGCAGAUCUUGAUUCCUUCCUUCUUUAUUGGCGAGUCAGCCUCCAAGCUCUUGAGAAAGGUGGUCCAUUCCAAAAAUGAGACUGAAGUCCAAGUGGUGGUACCUUGGGGUUACUACAAUCCCUGUUGGGACAACAUCGGUAUCUCUGUUUGGGACCCAGCUCGGCAUCACCUCCAAGACUGGCCUGGUUAUUGCACCCAGCUAAUGAUCAUUGAAUUCCUCCAGGAGUUUGGGGUUGUGAUCCUCCUAAGCAUGGGCAUCAGUCUCUUAGUGCUUGCUGCUUGCGUGAAAUGGUGCUGGAAGAGGAAGGGGAUCAAAGUGAAGACCUUCAAAAGAGGGGACAAGUACGACUUGUGCGUCAUCUGUAUGGCCGAGUACGAGGCAGGCGACCGGCUGAAGAUUCUGCCUUGUGCCCAUGCCUAUCACAACACUUGCAUCAAUACGUGGCUUCUCAUACAGCCGAGGACAGGGAAGAUCUGCCCGAUUUGCAAACAGCAUGUUGACAUGACAACUUAG
This is a messenger RNA of Eublepharis macularius, 966 nucleotides long. Its product is annotated as E3 ubiquitin-protein ligase ZNRF4-like. The record is from RefSeq and is a predicted model, not a curated record. The coding region runs from base 1 to 966 and encodes 321 amino acids. Gene Ontology annotation, cellular component: cytoplasm; nucleoplasm. The transcript has a single exon. NCBI's taxonomy places the organism in Eukaryota, Metazoa, Chordata, Lepidosauria, Squamata, Eublepharidae.